AUGAAUUUUUUCAUUGCCCUGCUUGCCCUAGCUGCCUUUGCAAUGGCCACGCCCGAAGCUGGUCUCAAUCUGGAAGCGAGAGUUGGGUGCUCCCAGAAGGGAGAAUACUGCAACGGCGACGGUACAUUCCGGUGCUGUGUGGGACAAGGGAAAUGUAGUGGAAAUGUGAUAUGGCCAAAUAUGAUAGCAGAUGACUAA
Penicillium robsamsonii is the source of this 198-nucleotide messenger RNA. RefSeq lists its product as uncharacterized. The transcript is spliced from 2 exons. The record is from RefSeq and is a predicted model, not a curated record. Bases 1 to 198 code for a protein of 65 amino acids. Lineage: Eukaryota; Fungi; Ascomycota; Eurotiomycetes; Eurotiales; Aspergillaceae.